Messenger RNA from Olea europaea var. sylvestris, 1267 nucleotides. RefSeq names its product RING-H2 finger protein ATL56-like. The transcript has a single exon. The record is from RefSeq and is a predicted model, not a curated record. Bases 319 to 1041 code for a protein of 240 amino acids. NCBI's taxonomy places the organism in Eukaryota, Viridiplantae, Streptophyta, Magnoliopsida, Lamiales, Oleaceae.
UAUUUCUAACUUUAUAAUCUCUCUUCUAUUGUCCAACUCUGAUUCCACCCACAGAAAGUCUGCAAUGACAACUUCGAUGCAUGCUCGAGUGCCAGAUCGUGAGACUACUGCUUCUUAGACAUUCGAUACCGCCUUAGUCAGACCGUAGUCUCGACUUUCUUUUUCCAAUUCUUGUUUGGGCAGCUCACACCAUCCAUAUGUCUUGCUUUGAUUUAAGAUUUCAAUUCUUCUGCGUUUCAGCUACAAUUGCAGCCAUGGAGUUUGGGGUAAUAAGAAGAUGAACCACCACAUUUAAGUACUGCAACACAAGCAAUACUAAUGGGAAUAGUCAUAUCUGUACUGUUAUUAUUUGCAGGUAUUGGAGUUUUAGUCCUCAUUCAUGUUUGUAUAGUAGGGAGGUCUUUUAGGAGAGGAUUUAGUGGGAGAAACACAGAUGUUGUGGAGAGAGGAAGCUUUGGAAGCACAAGCAUGUCACAAGAGGAUAUCGAAAAGCUUCCAUGUUUCGACUUCAAAACGAAGGAGAAAGGAAGCAGCCCGGCUGCGAUUUGCGCGGUUUGUUUAGAGAAUUUUAAGGUUGGAGAAAAGUGUAGACUAUUGCCUUUGUGUAAUCAUAGUUUUCACGCAGACUGUGUGGAUUUAUGGCUUUUGAGAACACCUAUUUGUCCUAUAUGUAGAACUUGUGCUGAUUUUCUGAAGAGUGAAUCAAUAUUAGGGGAAGAACGUAAUCACUUUAGUGAAACUGAAAGUCGGAUUGAAGUUGGAGUGAAUCAAAGAAUGGAAAUGAUCCAUCUGACUGAAAAUGAUGCUCAAGAGAUGCAAGCAACAGAAUCUGGCAUUUCAAGUGAAACAAUAAUCGACUCGAGAGAGAUCCAAGAAUCAGAAACUAAGACGAGCAAUUCAAGUGAGACGGUAAUCGACUUGAGCGAGCACCAAGAAACAGAAACUGACAGUUCAAGUGAGACAGUAAUCGACUUGAGCGAGCACCAAGAAACAGAAACUGACAGUUCAAGUGAGAUAGUAAUCAACUCGAGAGAGAGCUAAGAAAUAAAAACUCGAACGAAUUGCCUUGUCUAGUGCUGAGAAUCAAAUAUCUCCUUAUUGUAUGCCACCCCUUGACAAGACUUGACAAAAUUUAUCUCAAACUCUAAAUUUUACCUACAUAAUAGUUAAAUUCGGCUGAAAAAUCUACUGUUAUUCCCAUAAAUGAAAAGCUUUGUAGGUGGUAAUUAGUUAUGAAUAUAUUAGGCCUAUCAUCAGCUUUAUUUAA